Molecule: messenger RNA, 1173 nt
Organism: Rubroshorea leprosula
Lineage: Eukaryota; Viridiplantae; Streptophyta; Magnoliopsida; Malvales; Dipterocarpaceae
Source: the annotation of a GenBank genome assembly
UUGAACCGCCAAUCCACGGCAACGCCAACAUCCCCUUGAAUUCAGUUCAAUUCGCUUGUUUUCUUUCACUCUAUUGAUACCGUGCACUCAUCAAAAACCCAUCUCACUCUUCCCACAAAUUAAUUAAAAAUCCUCCGUUUCAAUGGCUUCUCUGACCCCAAUUUCCCAAUCCCAAUUCCUUUUUAACAAACCCCAGUUCACAAAAUCACGACCCCUGAAUUUCGCCUCCUGUUCCUUGCCCAAGAAUCUUCCCCGUUUGUCGUUUCAAUCGGUUAAGUUUAGCAGGAUGCCUCCUAAUCCCAGAGGUGUUGUUGUUGUGUCGGCUACGGCGGCUGCCGAGAAGUCCAGACGGAGGUACCCGGGAGAGGCCAAGGGCUUUGUGGAGGAGAUGAGAUUUGUGGCAAUGAAACUGCAUACCAGGGAGCAGGCCAAGGAGGGGGAGAAGGAAGUCAAGCAACCUGAGGAGCAGACAGUUACCAAGUGGAAGCCUUCUGUUGAUGGAUACUUAAGGUUCCUUGUGGAUAGCAAGUUGGUGUAUGACACUCUUGAGGGGAUUCUUGAAAAGGCUGCUUUUCCUAGCUAUGCUGAGUUCAGAAACACAGGAUUGGAAAGGUCUGAGGGGCUGGCAAAGGAUUUGGAUUGGUUCAAAGAACAAGGUUAUGACAUUCCAGAACCAUCUUCUCCUGGGCGUAACUAUGCAGAGUAUCUCAAGGAAUUGUCAGAGAAGGAUCCUCAAGCAUUUAUAUGUCAUUUCUACAACAUAUAUUUUGCACACUCAGCUGGUGGUCGUAUGAUUGGGAAGAAGGUAGCCGAGGAGAUACUAAACAAAAAGGAGUUGGAAUUUUAUAAAUGGGAUGGGGAUCUAUCCCAGCUUUUGCAAAAUGUCAGGGACAAGUUGAAUAAGGUUGCUGAGAGAUGGACAAGAGAAGAGAAGAACCAUUGUUUGGAAGAAACUGAGAAGUCAUUCAAGUAUUCAGGAGAGAUCCUCCGACUAAUAUUGUCAUAACGCUUGUAAUUGCCAUGUGAUACUGUUAGUGGCACAAGCUAAAAUGCCAUCUCAAUUAUAAUGCUUUUCCUUUUCCUUGUAACUACCAAUUUCCUUGAAACAUUUGAUUGCUUCACCAUCUGUAAUCAGAACUCAUUCAAGGAUUUGAAUAAAUCACAGAUAUUAUA